GAAUGAAGAACUUUUUCACUUACUGCAGGAUUUUCAGCUUCAGCAAGCAGGUCCUCAUGGAAAACUGUUCUUGAAGAGAGAUCCAUUUGGUGGGAUAUAAUUAAAAAAAAUGAAUCAAAAGAAAAUCUCUAAAUGCUGGUGCCAGAAAAAUUACAGCACACCUCAGUGAAUUUGCAAGUGCCAUAAGCCACGCCUGGUAAAUAUUAAUUGAGUGGAGAGAUGAUCUUGCACCUCUUCCAGUUACGCAUUUGUGGUUUGUCAUCUGAUUUGGAGCACUUGGAAGAUCACUGUUUUGUGUUCUGCAACCCAAUUGAGAGGAUUUUGUGGAGCUAAGUUUUACCAGUCAGGAUCAUCCUUCCUUGUGGGUUAGCAGGCAGUUAUAAGACUGCAAAAUGGGUCUCCGGAUUCACUUUGUUGUUGACCCACAUGGUUGGUGCUGCAUGGGUUUGAUUGUCUUUGUUUGGUUAUACAAUUUUGUUUUAAUUCCCAAAAUUGUCCUCUUUCCUCACUAUGAAGAAGGACAUAUUCCAGGCAUAUUAAUAAUAAUAUUCUAUGGCAUUGCCAUAUUCUGUCUGGUUGCCUUAGUGAGGGCCUCAAUAACUGAUCCAGGAAGACUCCCUGAGAACCCCAAGAUCCCACAUGGAGAAAGGGAGUUCUGGGAAUUAUGUAACAAGUGUAAUCUGAUGAGACCAAAGCGUUCCCAUCACUGUAGCCGCUGUGGCCACUGUGUGAGGAGAAUGGAUCAUCACUGUCCAUGGAUUAACAAUUGUGUUGGUGAAGAUAAUCAUUGGCUCUUUCUGCAGUUGUGUUUCUACACUGAACUUCUUACUUGCUACGCACUGAUGUUUUCUUUCUGCCACUAUUACUAUUUUCUUCCACUAAAAAAGCGUAAUUUGGACCUCUUUGUUGUUAGACACGAAUUGGCCAUAAUGAGACUAGCUGCCUUUAUGGGCAUUACUAUGUUAGUCGGAAUAACUGGACUCUUUUACACUCAACUAAUUGGCAUCAUCACAGAUACAACAUCUAUUGAAAAGAUGUCAAACUGUUGUGAAGAUAUAUCGAGGCCCCGAAAGCCAUGGCAGCAGACCUUCUCAGAAGUUUUUGGCACUCGUUGGAAGAUCCUGUGGUUCAUUCCUUUCAGGCAGAGGCAACCACUGCGAGUUCCCUACCACUUUGCCAAUCAUGUCUAAACAGAUGGAUGGUGGGCACAGAUGGGUCCUCCAUGCUGGAAAUGCGUUACAGGUUUUAUGAUAAUAGAACUAUGACAGUCUUCAAGUCAAUUAAAAUCCACCCACCAAUCUUAGGCAUCAUAAUGUGCCCCAGGCUUUAUGUUAAUAGUGAUCUUGAUCCUGUUGUGGGACUAAUACGAGAUCUAUAUUUAAGUUUUAAAGCAUGUUUACUUUCAAAUUAGCUUUCCACAGGGAUUUAUUUAAAUGCUUUUGUUAUUAAACUCAAAAGGCAGUGAUUAGGAUGAAAUAAUUGUACAUAAUUUCUUUUAGUACUGACAGUGUUACAGAUUCUAAUUUAUGGUAAAUUUCAGAUUUUUUUUUAAAAUUUUCACUUUUAAACAGUAACCAAAUCUAAGUUUAAUUAUUCAGGUUUUACAAAAGUUGAUACACCUUCUUAUAAUAUAGGUAAAUUUUAUUUUUCAAAUCCAAUUUAAAAUAACCUUUCCUUUUAAAUGUGCUGCAACAUUUUUAAAAAUGCAGCAGCAAUAGGAGUGAACAGCAGCAACAAAAAACAGGCAUUGGUUUCUUAGGAGUGGCUUUCUUAUAUUUUCUUCUUUUUUCUUCACCAAAACCAACAUUAAAGGACCACUGAAGUAAAACACCAACUACCUACCUUACUAUAAAGGAAAUGUUAAAAAUUUUUUCACAAUAAUUUUUCAGUUUUCACCAUUACUGUUGUAAUUAUUGAUUGUGAUUGAAAUAUUUGCUCCCAGGAGAACUCCUGAUCGGUGGGCAUGUAUUCCUAUUUUACCCUAAGAUUUUAAUGAGCAAAAAGGGGAGAGAAUUUGCAAUAACUUCACAAUUACCUUUUCUAGUGCAGUUAUAUUAGAAUGCAUAUGUUUUUAAAAUACUGGUAUAACUAGAUAAUAUGUAAUGUACAGUAUAAAGAGGAAUAUUGUGCUUUUGAAAAGAUUAUACUUUUUACUUUUAUUUAUGUACUAGUAGAUGUAAAAUUUCACAUUGAAGGUUUAUAUAUAUUGGCCAACUCAUAUAGAAAUUUUAUUUAUAGGAAGCUACUACUGAAAAAAGUCACUAACUUUGUUUACCUUUAAUAAUCCCUAAAUUCAAAUUAAAUUUUAAUUGGCCGGCUCUAAUUUGCAUUGAGAGACCUUUUACUAGUAGCUAGUGUUAGGAAGUGACCCUAAAAUAAGAAAAUACAAUGAUCUGUGUUUAUCAUUAACCUUAUACAAAUGUAAAUUACUAAUAGUGAUGUUCUCUCGCAAGGCAUAGAACAUUUGUAUGAAAAGACAUUUAGCAUGCUUUGAAAACUCAGCUUUUAAUUUUUUUCCAUUAGAAUACUGCAAAACUCAUAUAUGUUUUUAAAAAAUUUAUGUACUCACAGUCUUUCCCUUGAAGAGAAGAUUGAAAAAGUCUACUGUUCAUGAACCAUGCUAAUAUUUUCUUUUAGUUAAUUUUGAAAGUAAGGAACAAUACCUGGGAAAUAAUUAAACAGAAGGUUACCAUUGUUAGCCAGUUGGCUAUACUGUGGUUAGUUCUUUCAGAAAUUGUAAAUAUCUUGUAGCAUAUUCUGAAAUAAUAGAGUACUUCUCAGAGAUGUCAAUAUCAUGUUUUUCAUGUUCUAAUUGGAAUACUUUAUUACUUACAAACUCUGAAGUGGCAGACGAACGUAUUUAUUGGUACUGAAAAGAGACGUAGUAAAUUAAAUAGAAGAAAUAUAUUUAUAAAGCUUAGUGAAACACAAAAUUAGAAUGUUACUGUCAGGCAAAUGGGUUGGAAUUUGUGCAAGCUAUUUGGCCACCAUUUGGCCUGGUGACAGAACUUUUAUAAGGAAGUAAUAUAUAGAUAAUGUAGGUAGAUAUCAGUUGAAUGCCUUAUAUUGUAUACAUUCCUUUCAAAUAAGGACCUUGAGAAAACAGCAGAACCAAGUGAAGAUCCCCUAAAGAACUUUGUAGCUGAUUUAUACUUCCUGUAGUAGCAGUAGGUACACUGAAAGGUAUUGGGCGGGGUCUCUUUCCCACUGUGAUGAUUUGUGUUCUUGUUUUUCCUAGAUUUACCACUUCUAGGACAUAUUCUUUUCCUUCUUCCUCUUUACCUUUCCUGCCUGAUCACUCUGUAGUCAGUUCCCUUAAAUUAUUGGACUACACACUAAUACACUAGAAAAACAUAUGCUUAUUUUAUUUGAAUGGCAGAAAUGCUAUCAGUAUAUUUACAUAAGAAUGUAUAUUAAAGUAUGUCUAUAUAUACUUACACUGUGACUUUCAGUAUUCCCCAGUUAGCAUACCUAACCCUCCUGUGGGUAUUGUUAAUUCUUGUUAGACUACACUAGAGAAAAACCAACUGUCAGUUUCCUAAGCAUAUCUACUGGUGUUCUUUCUGCGCCCUCUUUUGGCUAAUUGAUGUAAUUAUACUGGCUCUAAAGAUUUACUGCCCCAUAAGUAAAUAGUAUAGCCACAUUCUGAACAUAUCAAAAGUAUAAACUUAGGAGUAUAUGUACAAAAAUGUAAAAUUUUAUGAAAAUGAACAUGUUUUUAUGAUGUUAUUUCUAGUUCGUAGAAUGUGAUGACUGCUUUGCUUCGUUUGUGUUCGUUCCCAUUAUAUUCUUGCUGUCAAUCACAAAUUUAUAUUAGAUUAGGAUAAACUAAGCUAUUUUAUGUAUUUUAUUUUAAACCUUACUUUGGCAGAGUAAUUCCUUAGAAUUGGAAAAGCUGUUACUUUAAAAUGACCAAUUUAUUACAAAACAUAGAAAUGUAUUGUAGCUACAAAGACAACCAAGCAUUUACUGUUAUUAAUGAAUAUCUAAAAAACUACAUUUAGUUUAUUUUACUCAGUUUUGAAAUGAUUUUUUUUACUGACUUAUGCCUUAAAUAACUAAGAGAUUAAUGAUUCUUUGUAUACUUUUCCUUUUCUUUUCUUUGUUCUUUUUUUUUUUUUUUUUUUACCUUUCCCAGAGUUAUAUCUAUAGUUUUAGUAGCCAAUUUAUUAUGUAUUCUGGAUAACUAUGAAAACAACUAAAGGUGUUGGGCAUUAGAAAAUAAUCGUGAGCAGUAAGAUUACUGAUGUAAUAUGUAUGUUGGACUGAAGUAUUUCUUUAUAAACGUUCUAUUUGAUUUUAAGCAAAAUGUAUGUUAAAGGAUGUUUUUACAUCAGUAAAGUCAUUUGUCGGCCUUCUGGAAAUGAAAGGUUUUUACCUAGAUACUGUAAGUUACACUUCCUUAACAAUCAUAUUUGUCACUGUUGUUUUCUUCAAACAAAAAUGUUUAUGGGCUUCAUGUAGGCUUAAGAUUGUAGGCAAAGAUGAACUGAGUUCAGGACCCCUCAAGCAGUAGGCAUUCAGUUAUAGAGCAAUUGGUACUUUGUAACCCAGACUUAUAGGUUAAAAAUAUCAAGUUAGCUGAUGUUUCUUUAUAAUAAAAAUACUAUUUUGCUUAA
Molecule: messenger RNA, 4619 nt
Organism: Mandrillus leucophaeus (drill)
Lineage: Eukaryota; Metazoa; Chordata; Mammalia; Primates; Cercopithecidae
Gene: ZDHHC21
Product: zinc finger, DHHC-type containing 21
Exons: 10
Coding region: 393-1190 (265 amino acids)
Biological process (GO): protein targeting to membrane; peptidyl-L-cysteine S-palmitoylation
Cellular component (GO): endoplasmic reticulum; Golgi apparatus
Molecular function (GO): protein-cysteine S-palmitoyltransferase activity
Source: RefSeq, a predicted model, not a curated record